This is a messenger RNA of Pollicipes pollicipes, 1434 nucleotides long. Its product is annotated as nuclear pore complex protein Nup93-like. Gene Ontology annotation, molecular function: structural constituent of nuclear pore. The coding region runs from base 438 to 1370 and encodes 310 amino acids. Gene Ontology annotation, biological process: poly(A)+ mRNA export from nucleus; protein import into nucleus. NCBI's taxonomy places the organism in Eukaryota, Metazoa, Arthropoda, Thecostraca, Pollicipedomorpha, Pollicipedidae. Gene Ontology annotation, cellular component: nuclear pore. The transcript is spliced from 8 exons. The record is from RefSeq and is a predicted model, not a curated record.
CGCUGCAGGAGGUGGCCGACCUGCUGGCUAAGCUGGCGGAGGGCCGACCGAGGUCGACCGAGGACCUGUCCGUCGUCCGGCUGCAGUACCGACGGAGCGGCGGCGCCGGCGCCGACCCCUACCGACGGGCGGUGUACGCGGCUCUGGGUGCGGCGGACCCGGCGGAGGACCACGCCGAGGCCACCAGUGACCUACACACGAGCACCGACGACUUCCUCUGGCUGAAGCUGAGCGCGCUGACGGCGCUGGGCGGCGAGGACCAGCUGGAGGCGCUGGCGCAGCUGCAGACGGCGCUGCUGGAGAAGUACGGCGAGUCCUACUUCGACGCCUACAACCAGCCGACGCUGUACUUCCGUGUCCUGCUGCUGUCCGGCCAGCUGGAGGCGGCGCUCGAGUUCCUGGCGCGCGUGGAGCAGCUGCGCCCGCACGCUGUGCACAUGGCGCUGGCGCUGCACGAGCUGAGCCUGCUGCAGCUCGCCAGCUCCACCCAGGCGGCGCUGCUGUCGAUUGAUCCGAGCGGGCGGCAGCCGCGGCGGCGCCUCAACCUGGCGCGCCUCGUGCUCAUGUACACGCGCCGCUUCGAGUCGGCCGAGCCGACGACGGCGCUGAACUACCUGUUCCUGCUGCGCCGGCUGCCGCACAGCCGUCCCGACGACACGUUCUUCGCCGCGGCCACCGCCGAGCUGGCGCUCCAGUCGGGCAGCUACGACCAGCUGCUGGGCCGGCUGGGGCCCGACGGCAAACACCAGAAGGGCGCGCUCGACCGGUACGACUUCGACACGCGCCCUGUGAUCGAGCGCGUGGCGGCCGAGAGCGAGAACCGCGGCCAGCUGGAGGACGCCGUCCAGCUGUACGACCUGGCCGGCAACCACGACAAGGUGCUGGAGCUGCUGAACCGGCUACUGAGCCAGCUGGUGUCCCGACCGGCGGCACCCGGCUCGCGCCGCCAGCGGCUGCAGCAGACGGCCGUCGCCAUCGCCAAGCGCUACAAAGAUCACGGCACCAGCGCUUCUCCCGAGGCCACCGGCACGCUCUACCUGCUGCUGGACCUGAUGUCGUUCUUCGACCUGUACCACCUGGAGCGCGGCGACGAGGCGCUGGAGGUGCUACGCCGGCUGCGUCUGGUGGCGCUGAGCGGCGAUGAGCUGGAGCGCCGGCUGGCUGAGUUCGACCGGCUCCAGGAGGAGGUGCGCCGCUGCGUACCGGACGUCCUUCUGGCGGCCAUGACGCUGCUGCACGGCGCCCAGCGUCAGCUCGGCGAGGUGCGGCCGAUGGCGCGCGCUCUCGUCACGUUCGCCGGCAGCCUGCCGUACCGGCUGCCUGGCGACACGCACGCUCGGCUCGUGCAGAUGGAGGUGCUCAUGACCUGACGGCCGGGCAGGCCGCGCAGGGCCGGCUGGGCGGGUCGUCAUGUUGGCGCCCGCCGUGUCCACU